This is a messenger RNA of Fusarium musae, 195 nucleotides long. RefSeq lists its product as uncharacterized. NCBI's taxonomy places the organism in Eukaryota, Fungi, Ascomycota, Sordariomycetes, Hypocreales, Nectriaceae. The record is from RefSeq and is a predicted model, not a curated record. The transcript is spliced from 2 exons. Bases 1 to 195 code for a protein of 64 amino acids.
AUGGCUGGUAUUACUAUUAACGGUGAUACCAUCAAUCCAGCAGCAGUACCUGGCGUUUCGCAGACUGGCGAGCGAACAAACUUCAUCUUGAUUCAGGGCAGAGAUGUUGAUCUCUCUUUGGAACAGAAGCUUGAGCCUAAAAUGGCUUCCAUGUGGAAAUCAAGCCAGAUGUACAUCGAGAGCUUUGGCCUUUGA